AUGGGGGCGCAGAGAACUCUCCUCGCGAGCUUCCUGCUCGCCGCGUUGGCCACCCAGGCCUUCGUCGCCAUCUCGGCCAGGACCGGCCCGAUGGACAAGGCAAGCCAAGAUGACGUGAAGAGGCCGGACUGCGUGCCGUCGCUCGUCCCGCACAACUUCCCCGGCCACGGGGGCACCACCGUGCCGCUUCCCUCGCACGGAGGCUCCUCCGGCACGCCGCCUUACCACGGCGGCUCCGGCUCGACUCCGUCGCACAGCGGCUCCGGCUCGUUGCCUGACUCGUCGCAUGGCGGGUACGGGACGCCGCCUUCGCACGGCGGCUCUGGUUCGUUGCCUGACCUGUCGCACAGCGGAGAAGGUUACAGGUCCACUCCGGACGCGCCAUCCCAUGGCGGAGGCGCAUACGGGAGCUCACCCACACCUUCCCACGACGGGCCUACGAGUUUAAGUCACUGACGUGUUGGGCCCGUGACUCCACUUGUUUUUGCACGUAGCAGCUACUGGAGGACGCACCCCAUGCAGACCUGGUCGGCGCUGGGGAGCUGGCCGGGCUCGGUGAGCCACUUCUUCGGUGCCGCCGGCGGCCCGAGCGUGAGCAUCAAGGACGCGCUGGCGAACACGAGGACCGACGGCGCCGGUGCACUGCUGCGUGAGGGCACCCCAGCGCUGCUCAACUCCAUGACCCGCCCGGGGUUCGCCUACACCACCCAGCAGGUGAGGGACGUAUUCGCGGCGGCCGCGGCUGGUGGCUUCGACAGUGCCGCGGCGGCGCAGGCGGCGGCGUUCAAGAAGGCCAACGAGGGGAAGAAGGCAUAG
Molecule: messenger RNA, 816 nt
Organism: Triticum dicoccoides
Lineage: Eukaryota; Viridiplantae; Streptophyta; Magnoliopsida; Poales; Poaceae
Product: protodermal factor 1-like
Source: RefSeq, a predicted model, not a curated record